Molecule: messenger RNA, 747 nt
Organism: Lactuca saligna
Lineage: Eukaryota; Viridiplantae; Streptophyta; Magnoliopsida; Asterales; Asteraceae
Source: the annotation of a GenBank genome assembly
AUGGUGAAUUUAGGAGCCAAAAAGUUUGAAAUUUUUAAGGGGUCGUUUGAUUUAAACUUACCGGGUCCGACAAAAGUUGCUCCCCUCCAUUGCCAACACCUACUGAUCGCCUCCUCCAUCGCGAUUUCAUCUCCUCCCCCGUCUUCUCCGGCGACGACGCACGCACGCCGGCGACUCCUCUGCACCGGCGAUGAGCAGAUAAAAGAAUUAGGUGGCCUAAAAGCAAGCUCAUGGGCUGUGGUCGCGGAGAAAUUGAAAACAGGUCAUAAUUUUGUUGUCGAGAAAAAACAAAUGAAAAACCGAUACAACUAUUUAAAAGCAAAAUAUGCAGUGUGGUUAAAACUUAAAAACAAAAUAGGAAAUAUUUAUGAUCCUGUAACGAAUUCUUUUACCAUGACUAAUGAAGAAUGGGAAGCGGAAGCGAAGGUUAACAACUAUAUAGAUAAGCUGAGAAAUGCACCCCUCUUUUGCCCUGAACUUUGUACCCAACUAUUUGAAGGGGCGACCUCGACUGGUGUUCACAGUUGGGGGCCAUCUUCGACACUACCUCAUCCCAAUGAAACCUUCAGUACACAUGAUUUUCAGGAUACAGAGAUGGAAGAGCCAACACCUCAUACAGAUAUCCCAAGCUCAACAGUACCUCAACCUACUAGUGAGGAAUCAUCUGGGCGGACAAAAAACAAGGGGGGCAAACGAAAUGGUCCUAAAGAAACCACACUUAUCCUUUUCCAGUGCAAAGAGACAUAG